AUGAAACGAGAGAUACCAAACCUACAGCUGAAGGUUAGCCCACACAUCAAUUCGAAGAUCCAUACCUGGAAGCGCGAGUACCAAACUCUGUCGCUCAUCCUAGACCGCAGCGGAGUCGGGUUCAACGCGAACAAUGACUUCAAGAUUGAGUGCAAUGACGAACAAUGGGCUCAAAUUGUGAAGGCUGAUAGCAAUGCGAAGACCAUGCGCAACAAGUCGUGGCCGUAUUGGGAGGAUUGGAAGACCGUCUUCGGGAAGGAUCGAGGUAAUGGCGUGGGCGCUGAGGAUGUCAGUCAUGCAGAUGACAUACUUCAUGAGAAAGAUGCCACGGUUGCUGACGAGUCAGAACCGAUCAUGACUCCUUACACACUAGAAGACUUCUUCACCGAGGAACAGAUCGAGGAAUGUGUCAAUUGUGAAGCUGCGACGGAGGUACUUGCGGGGGAUAGUGACACCAAAAGUGUGAGAAGUCCGGCCUCUACUAAGAAAAAAAGCCGCAAGAGGAAGGAGGAAGUGUUGGAGUCCAUGCUGGAGGUAAUGACGAAGAUACACGACGAUACUAGCGAUCGUCUCCAGACAUUAUCAUCACGCAUCGGGUACGACUUUGAUUUGAGCGCAAAGCGUGUUGAGAUUAGCAAAAUGCUUGACGAGAUACCUCUUCUCUCAAAGAAGCACCGGUUCAUGGCUUUAGACAUUCUUGUUAAGGAGCCGGAGCGAUUGGAUCUGUUCACCGGCUUCUCCUUGACGGACAAGUAUGACUACAUCCUCCAUAUUUUGGAGGAGAAGCACGGGAUAUGAAGCUUCGGCCUGUAUCUGCCGAUCCCCUGUUUUUGCAUUAUAUUAUAUGGGUGCAUGUUUUUUUAUGUUCAACCUUUUUGCCUUCUGUGGUUGA
This is a messenger RNA of Salvia hispanica, 892 nucleotides long. RefSeq lists its product as uncharacterized. NCBI's taxonomy places the organism in Eukaryota, Viridiplantae, Streptophyta, Magnoliopsida, Lamiales, Lamiaceae. The record is from RefSeq and is a predicted model, not a curated record.